Fragaria vesca subsp. vesca is the source of this 1758-nucleotide messenger RNA. Its product is annotated as 2,3-dimethylmalate lyase-like. The transcript has 8 exons. The record is from RefSeq and is a predicted model, not a curated record. Gene Ontology annotation, molecular function: catalytic activity. Bases 31 to 1509 code for a protein of 492 amino acids. Lineage: Eukaryota; Viridiplantae; Streptophyta; Magnoliopsida; Rosales; Rosaceae.
AGCAAAACAUCAAAGAGAGAGAGAGAGAGAAUGAGUUGUGUGCUGCAUCCUCAGGUGGGUAGCAGAGAGUGCAGUGCCUCUCUUCCCCACAGUUCCUGCUCUUUCAAUCUCAGCUCACCUUCAAAUCUUACAUUUGGCUCACAUCUUCAUCAACGUUCACUUUCACUUCCCCACAAGUCAAAUGCGUCUCCUCGUAUUCUUACCAGAAGGAUCAGCGCAGCUUACUCAGGAGACUCAGCUCCACCGGAGUCUCCGGCGAAAGCGCUGCGCCGGAUUCUGGAGUUGCCAGGGGUGCACCAAGGCCCUGCUUGCUUUGAUGGUCUCAGUGCCAAGCUUGUGGAAAGGGCUGGCUUCCAGUAUUGCUUCACUAGUGGAUUUUCAAUAUCGGCUGCUAGAUUAGGGCUGCCAGAUACAGGUUUUCUAUCCUAUGGAGAAAUGGUGGAUCAGGGGCAACAAAUUACUCAAUCUGUGUCGAUUCCUGUCAUUGGGGAUGGCGAUAAUGGUUAUGGGAAUGCCAUGAAUGUCAAGAGAACUAUCAAGGGAUAUAUUCGAGCUGGCUUUGCUGGGAUUCUGCUUGAAGAUCAGGUGUCUCCAAAAGCCUGCGGUCAUACGCAAGGCAGGAAAGUAGUGUCAAGGGAGGAAGCUGUGAUGAGGAUAAAAGCAGCAGUUGAUGCUCGGAAAGAGAGUGGAUCGGACAUUGUAAUUGUAGCACGAACUGAUUCUCGUCAAGCAGUGUCUUUGGAAGAAUCACUCUGGAGGUCAAGGGCAUUUGCUGAUGCUGGAGCAGAUGUUCUUUUCAUUGAUGCACUAGCCUCUAAAGAAGAAAUGAAGGCUUUCUGUGGAGUAUAUCCCUUAGUUCCAAAAAUGGCGAAUAUGCUUGAAGGAGGGGGGAAAACACCGAUACUCACUCCGCUUGAGCUUGAGGAAAUCGGAUACAAACUUGUGGCUUAUCCACUUUCCUUGAUUGGGGUAUCUAUUCAAGCAAUGCAGGAUGCACUGGCUGCGAUCAAAGGAGGUCGUAUCCCUCCACCUGGAAGCAUGCCAUCUUUCGAAGAGGUUAAGGAGGUCCUAGGUUUCAACAGUUAUUAUGAAGAAGAAAAGCGGUAUUAUAGCAACAGCAGUCAGCUGUCUUCUGAAAGAUCAGCCAGUAGUUUAUACAGUCUUCAAGGGACAGCUAAAAAUGCAGAACCAAAAGAUCAGAGUUCUCAAGAUCCCAUUGUUGAAGUCAUAACUCCUGAAGUGUACAAUGGUGCAGAUGGUUUCAAGGAUUCAUUUUCUGCGAUCUGGUCUCGGAAGUUGAGAAUCAGAAUAACUGGAAGAGAUGGAUUUGAGAAACUUGAUGUUAAGAUUCCUGCUGGAUUCUUGGACGGAAUCACAAAUAUAGUUCCAGCUCUUGGGGGUGUAAACAUCAAAGAAUUGUUGAAUGAGGCAGCUGAUGAAAUGGGAGGGAAGCAGCUGUUAGAUUUUAACGACACAAUGGGUGAUAGAAUUCAAGUUUUUCUGGAGUAAAUCCCUUCUACUCGAUUGUUACAAGAACAGUGUAAAGGGUAUACCCUAUGUAUAUCAGUCCCUGAGAGGCUACGUUGCAAACUAUAGACACGAAAAAAGUGUACGCAGAGACUACAAUGUAUCAAAGGUAUAGUACAUUUUGGUUUAGAAGUAUCAGUAUCUCUUUCUUUUACUUGUCCUUUGUUUGUUAACAGUAUAAGUAUGAGUGUCGUUCAGUAUCUUUGAAAUGAAAACUAAUUUUUUAUUUUA